Molecule: messenger RNA, 1863 nt
Organism: Hymenoscyphus albidus
Lineage: Eukaryota; Fungi; Ascomycota; Leotiomycetes; Helotiales; Helotiaceae
Source: the annotation of a GenBank genome assembly
UGGUCCUGUCCCACCAUCAUCCCAACCUCAUCAACUUGCACCUCAACUUUGAGCAAACGACAUUGUAUCAAUACAAACACUCACUUCCCCUCCUACCACACUGCACUCAUUUAUUGAAACUCUCGCGAUUAUCGCAUCAAGAUUGAUACAAUGAGCAACGUUGAGGCUGACUGUAAGUUUCAUCCAUCCUUAUCUCAUCGCAAUUUGAAAAGCGCAAUAUCGCCAUGCGAAUCUGGAUCCUCGCAAUGCGACAAUCCGCGCUACAAACACCAGCAUCAAUAGAACCUUCUGCAAUUACAAUACUUUCAAGCAUCAUAUCUCAAGCUUCCCCUGGCUAAUUUUUAAUUCUCAGGGUCCACUGGAUCAAAUCAGGCUGUCAACAUCCACCUCGUCUCUCCAACCCAAACCUUACACAACUUUUACCCCAAAUUUACAUACCCCAUAUUCGGCGAUGAGGAGACGAUUUUUGGGUAUCAAGGAUUGAAUAUCAAUCUCAAAUACCAUGCCUGUGAUAUGCGACCGCUUUUACAAGUCAGCUACAAUAAGAAAUUCAAGGCGGUAGGUGAGACGGAGCCCACUGAUCUGAAGGCGAUACUAGGAGGUUUUCUCCCAAAGAGUAUGUUCACUCUGCAAUAAUACAUAGUGAUAUGACUGACAAUUCUAGCUGCAUUCGAGAAAACCUCCGACUUCCAAGCCGCAAUUUCAAGUUCCACCUUCUCCGCCUGGACGCCCCCUGGAGAGCUAUGGAAGACCAUCAACACCGGCUCAAAAACCCUGGAGAUAUGGAAGGGAAGUCUGGCAGAUAUGGCAGUUCAACAAAUCGUCAAGCGCAUCCAAAUUCUAGUGCCAUUCUUCAUUGAGGGUGGUACAGCGAUUGAUUUGCGCGAACCGGAAUGGUCGUUGGAAAGGUGGACGGUCUUUUUCCUCUACGAGAAGAAAGGUCAGGAGGGAUUGGAACCAAAUACUUCGCCUUAUCAUUUCAUGGGAUACUCAACGGUCUACAAGUAUUAUUUCUACCAAACGCUUGCGCCUCCUUCGUCACUUGAAGGAAAGAAACAGCAACUUCAACCAAAGACUACACAUGACUUCACAUUCCCGCUACCAGAGUUUAAAUUGUCGUCUCUUCCUUCUCGUUCUAGAAUUUCGCAGUUCCUUCUAUUACCACCGUAUCAGAAAGACGGAAAUGGUUCGAGAUUCUACAACGCUAUAUUCGAUUACUUCCUCCAAGACCUUUCCACAAUUGAAAUCACUGUCGAAGACCCCAAUGAAGCAUUCGAUGAUCUCCGCGACCUGAACGACCUCGCCCGUCUGCGCACCCUCCCUGAAUUCCUUAGUCUGAAAAUCAACACAAGCGUACAAAUCAAGUCCAAAGGCCCGGUCCCAAAGGAAAUCCUCGACUCCAAACUCCUCGAAGAAAUCCGCACCAAACUCAAGAUUGCCCCUCGACAAUUCGCCAGAGUGGUUGAGAUGCAAAUGCUCUCUCUCAUCCCAUUAGGUAUUCGCCAGUCCUUGCUCGAGGUUUCCACCAAGAAUAUUCUGGAUAAGCCGGCGAGAGAGUUUGAGUAUCGACUGUGGAAUCUGUGGGUCAAGAUGAGGCUUUAUAAGCAUAAUAAAGAUAUGCUUAUCCAACUUGAUCGAGCAGAGCGGCUCCAGAGGUUGGAGGAGGUUACUGGGGGUGUGGAGGCGGAUUAUGCGCGGCUUCUGAGGAAUUUCGAUGAAAGGAUCAAGGCAGCUCAAAAGUCUCUGGAAGCGAAUGGAAAGAGACCUGCGUCAGGCAAUGAUGAUGAGGAGGCGGACGGAGAACCCGUAGCAAAGAAGGUCAAGGUGUAAUGGUGGCAAGGGAAGGAAAUACUUGAUAUAAUA